Molecule: messenger RNA, 4079 nt
Organism: Octopus bimaculoides (California two-spot octopus)
Lineage: Eukaryota; Metazoa; Mollusca; Cephalopoda; Octopoda; Octopodidae
Molecular function (GO): protein binding
Source: RefSeq, a predicted model, not a curated record
AGAGGUACACGUGGUGUAUCUCGAUAUUUCUUUUACUGCUUUUGUUUUUGUUCUUUUUUUUGUUUGUUUCUGUUUAAUUUGAAUAUUUUAUUUCGGUUUCUCAACUGUUUCCAUAUUCUGAAGAAACAUUGAAAGAAGGAACACAAUGUCUUGGAUUGUUUAAUCAUAUGGCUUUAUACAAUAUCGAGGAAUUCAUGAUAUAUUCUGGUGGAGUCUAAAGGAAUUUUCAUACGUACACACACACUCACACGCACACACACACACGCACACACAUACACACAUAAUGCAUAGAUCGAUACGCAUCAGAUGGAUAAUACAUGCAUCCUAGUUUACGUUACCCAGCGUGACUGAAACGAGGGCAAGAACAUUUAAAUACGUACACAUACGUAUAUAUGUGUAUAUUAGAAACGCAGAAUCAAGUACUACCUAUGUACCUACAUACACACAGACACACAUACACACAUACAUACAUACAUGCACACUCACACUUGCAGACACUCAAUCACAGAUAUAUAUACACACGCAAACAAAAUGAACUUUUAAGUACGACUCUAAAAAAACAUUCUAAUAGAAAAUUGGCAACGAGCAUUAUAUAAUUAUAGAUUUUUGUCAAUAUCCCUAUUUUUGCACUACUGUUGCAAUAGUGAAUCACUUUCUCCCCCCCUCUCUCUCUCUCGAUCUAUCUCACUUUUGGCAGCCAUCUUGGGCUAAACUCAACGCUUGAUCUACAGAGAUUUUCUAGAAGCAUUCGAAAGUCUCAUAUCUUAACAAAUAUACUCACACGUACACACAAAACUCUUAACCUCACUCGACCCGCCUCUAUCUAUCUAUCUAUCUAUCUAUCUAUCUAUCUAUCUAUCUAUCUAUCUAUCUAUCUAUCUAUCCGUCUGUCUGUCUGUCUGCUCAUUACUUUAGUCAUUCAUUUGUAUUAAAUGGGAUCUGUUGAAUCCAAAUAUCAAGACACGCCGGCUUUAAUCGGCAGUACUGCACCUUCGACAGUUGAUAACAAAGCUCUAAACCAGACUAUGAAUACUUGCAUGAUGAUGCAAAUGUUUCGCUCAACAGAAUAUCUGUGUAACAUUACUAUAAAGGUAGCCGACCGAAUCUUCUCCGCUCACCAGACGAUACUCGCUUGUCACAGUAGAGCAUUCAAGAGGCUGAUACAACAAGAGGACAAAUUAAACAGACAACUCUUCUUGAAAUUAAACGACAUCGAUCCAGAUACAUUCCAGAACCUAUUGGAUUACGUCUAUACAGGAAAGAUCAAUAUUGACGUCUGCAAUAUCACAGCAAUAUCAAUGGCUGCUCAGAAGUUGGAAAUGGACAGUGUAUUGAAACUAUGCCGAAAUUUUAUUAAGCAAAUGAACAUCGAGGAAGCAAUGGCCAUCAUUGAAAUUGAACCUAAUCCUCCAUGUAACAAAGUCUUUCGAAGUGCCAUAAAUUAUAUCUUGUACAAUUACCAGAAAGUCUAUAAACACGAGCUGUUCGACAGGUUAAGUGUCAAUAAGAUCAACUUCUUACUUUCACAUGAUAGUUUAGUGGUGGAAUGGGAGAUCCAAGUUUUGGAUGGAAUACUUAAGUGGAUAUAUUAUGACGUAGUAAAUAGGUCAGAGCAUUUCCAAAGAUUGGUGAAAACCGUUAGAUUUCAUGUGAUGAGUGGAACUGAACUGAAGAUCUUGCCUUUGAUGAGUAGAUUAACAAAAGACUAUUAUCAGAAUGUGUUAUCAAAUUGUCCCGUCAUUGAUUCCAUCUGUAAGAAUGGAAAGCUUCAUCGCAUAGCAAAAUGCGCAGAUUGUAAACCGCGAAAACCCGAACCACAUGGCAUCAGUCUGGAAGAAAAGCGGACAGGUAUGAAUAUGGAUCAUUUUUUACUCAACCGCGGUAAUUCAAUGUACAAAAUCCCAUCUAAACCUGUCCUGUGGUGUUUUACACCAGAAGCUCGGACAUUAAUCAGAGGUGAACCUCCAGAUUAUCAAGUGAUUGAAAAUGCAGUGACUUGGACUGGACAUCCAGAUGAAAAAUCUGUUGGUGAUCUAGAAAUAAAAUCUAACGAGGAUUCUUCCACGAGGCAGAGUCAAUGCUUGGAGGCCUACACAGACUGGCUCUUGAAGACUUGUGAUGAUUUUCCACGUUUGCCGAAUGAAAUCGAGCGAAGUUUGUCAUUACAACAUUUAAACCGCGGUGAUGGAACUGAACGUAUACGAAUGAUGAGCUCAGUGACUUUAAAUUCCGACGGUAGAAUCAGAAGUCUAUUUGCUUCAUCGGAUAAUAAAAAUGUAAGUGUUUUGAAUAAAAUUUUCCAGACCGAAACUUCAACAGCAAAAGAAACUGGCACUGGAGAUUUCGCAAUGCAGACGGAGAUAAGCGUGGGUGAGAAAUUGCCUUUAGUUCCGAGUAUAAGUUCAAACAGCGAUUCAAAUACAAUAGCUAAAGUGGAGAGACUUCUAAAGGAUGUGAACAGAAUAUGUGAUAGGUUGAGCACCGUGUAUGGUUCAGAAAGUCCGAGAAUGGUAUUAUCAAAUGAGAAUAUAAUUGAACGGGACAAAGAUGCGAAUAUAACAACGAUAGAAAAGGUGGAGACGAUCCUACUGAACGUGCAGAGGAUGCAACAGAGAGCUAACGAGCUAGGAUCAGAGAGUACAACUUCAAUGCUAAGUGACAGUGACCCGGUGAAAACUAAAGAUGAAAUAGUGGUAAAAGUUGGGAUGCCGCUGACUUCUUGUUCAACUAGUGUGAGUUAUCCUAACACUGGAAUACCACUACUGAUUAACUUACCGAAAAGUGAGAACUGCACUGAACUGAGAGAGAAAGCAGAAAGACUUUUAAACGACAUGGAACAAAUUUUUGACAGACUGAAAAAUCGUCCGGAAAACGAAGAAAAUGUAGUAACAGUAAAAGAAGAAACAAAGGCUGAGCCAAAUGUGACACCCACUCCUGAUGCUGCAGUAAAUGAGAGCGAUAGUAAUGUUGAAAGACCUGUAAAACUAGGAGAAGGAGGUGAAGAAAAAGCUGAAAAAACGGCAGAACGAACAAAAGGAGGUAGAAAAGAAACAGAAAAAACUGCAGAACGAACAAAAGGAGGUAGAAAAGAAGCAGAAAAUAUUGCAGAACGAACAAAAAGAGGUAGAAAAGAAGCAGAAAAAAUUGCAGAACGAACAAAAAGAGGUAGAAAAGAAGCAGAAAAUAUUGCAGAACGAACAAAAGGAGGUAGAAAAGAAGCAGAAAAAAUUACAGAACGAACAAAAGGAGGUAGAAAAGAAGCAGAAAAAACUGGAAAAGUAAGAGGAGGAGGUCGAGAAAAAGCCGAAAGAACUAUAGAGCUAAGAGGAGGAGGUGGAGAAGAAGCAGAAGAAGAAAUUGCAGAACUAUGUGGAGGAGGUGGAGAAGAAACAGAAAAAGCUGUAAAAAUAAGCGGAGGAGGUCGAGAAAAAGCCGAAAGAACUGUAGAGCUAAGAGUAGGAGGUGGAGAAGAAGCAGAAAAAAUUGCAGAACUAUGUGGAGGAGGAGGAGAAGAAGCUGAAAAAACUGUAAAAAUAAGCGGAGGAGGUCGAGAAAAAGCCGAAAGAGCUGUAGAGCUAAGAGUAGGAGGUGGAGAAGAAGCAGAAAAAAUUGCAGAACUAUGUGGAGGAGGAGGAGAAGAAGCUGAAAAAACUAUAAAAAUAAGCGGAGAAGGUCGAGAAAAAGCCGAAAGAACUGUAGAGAUAAGAGUAGGAGGUGGAGAAGAAGCAGAAGAAAUUGCAGAACUAUGUGGAGGAGGAGGAGAAGAAACAGAAAGAACUGCAGAACUAAGAGAAGGAGGCGGAGAAGAAGGCGGAGGAUGUGCAGAUCAUUCAGACACGGUUUCGUUAACAAUCUGUGAAUCUGGUGAGGAGUCAACAAGAAAGAAACGGAGAAACCAUCCAGUGGUUAGUGUCUAUGUAACGAAUUCUCCAAAAGACACACAUCACAAGAUUCGUUGGGUGACCACGAAACAUAGAAUUCAUUCGGAUUCUGAAGCGAGCGACACAGAAUCGUCGAAUUACACCGAUGAGGAUGAUGAAUGAACGAAACGGAACGAAAUUAUAUAUAUAUAUAUAUAU